AUGUUACCUGGUCUAGAUGUGCAUACUGCAAAACCAUUCAUUGACAACAGAUCUAUUUAUUUGGUUAUUUUAGUCGUAGCAAAUUCAAACGAUAUUUUAACUUACAGCAUUUCUGUCAAAAUUUAUGAUCGUUCUCAAUACAACGUUAUUACAGUUGAAGACGAGCUUGUUGGAACUUUAACAGAUUUCAAUAUGGUAUUAGAAGAUGUUGUGGAGUACGAAUUACUGAAUGGUAAUCAUAUCACAAUGUUGGUACCUGGAGGCGAAGGUCCUGAAGUUUAA
Messenger RNA from Brugia pahangi, 282 nucleotides. NCBI's taxonomy places the organism in Eukaryota, Metazoa, Nematoda, Chromadorea, Rhabditida, Onchocercidae. The record is from the annotation of a GenBank genome assembly.